AUGGAUAUAAAACCAUUGACAACAACUCCUCAUACAUCAUCAUCAACAUCCAUUACAAAACCAUCAUUUUCUCCAUCUUCACCUUCAACAUCAACAUCAACAUCAACCCCCAUUAUGACUUCGCCAUCAGAUACUACUUCCCCUGCUGCUUCUUGCAACACUCCAUUAUCACUUGAUAUUGAUCCAGAUACCUUUAAACCUACUUUACCUCCUAGAAAGAGAGCUAAAACGGAUGAAGAAAAGGAACAAAGAAGAGUAGAACGUAUAUUACGUAAUAGACGAGCCGCUCAUGCAUCACGUGAAAAAAAGAGAAAACAUGUUGAAUAUUUAGAAGCUUAUGUUGUACAAUUAGAAUCCAAUUUAUCAAUAUUACAAACAAAUUUCGACAAUACUGUCAAUAUUUUAACUGAUGAUCAAAAGAAGGUAGUUGAACAACAACCAGAAUUAAUUGAUGUUAGUGAUUUAAAACAAAAAAUUUAUGAAAAUUUAAGUAAUUCAAGACAAAGAAAUGGUGGUGGUUGUUCUUCUAAAGAUGAUACUGAAGAUUGUGAAGAUGAAGAUCAUGAAGAUGAUGAAGAACAUGAACAACAACAGCAGCCAACUCCUAAAAAGAGAAAGGUUUCUUCUUCAAAAGUAAAACAAGAAAAUAAGAAGUCUACUACUACCAGUUCUACAUCAACGUCAUCAACAACUACAACCAAUUCCACUUCCAUUCAAAUAAAAAAAGAAUAUCAAGAUUCUAUAUUCUUAACUAAACCUGAACAAAGUUCUAUGAAUGACAAUGAUACACCAUUCUACAAUUAUUUAUCACCAAUUUCAAUCCAUUCACCAGAUAAUUCUCCAAUUGAUUUAACCUUAAAAUCAUCCUUACCUUCCUUAAUCACAUUUGAUUCCACAACAACAGUAUCCUCAUUAAAUUCAACUACUGUCCCUACUCCAAAAGAUUCAUCAUCAUCAUCUACCACUACAUCAAUCAAUUCAACUCCAACAACUUCUGUAUACGAAUCAGCUAAUUCAUAUGAAAUGGGGCAAAAUUCAGCAGUAAUUUUGUCAACACCAUCCUCCUCCUACUACACCCUCACUGUCCAACAGCAACAACAACUGUAUAUCAGGAACACGACGACACCUAAUACAAUGAACGAAAAGAUAGUUCUCUGCUUGUCCUAA
Molecule: messenger RNA, 1167 nt
Organism: Hemisphaericaspora subhashii
Lineage: Eukaryota; Fungi; Ascomycota; Pichiomycetes; Serinales; Debaryomycetaceae
Gene: HAC1
Product: transcription factor
Exons: 1
Coding region: 1-1167 (388 amino acids)
Biological process (GO): positive regulation of transcription by RNA polymerase II
Molecular function (GO): DNA-binding transcription factor activity, RNA polymerase II-specific
Source: RefSeq, a predicted model, not a curated record